Messenger RNA from Mus caroli (Ryukyu mouse), 1421 nucleotides. RefSeq names its product transmembrane protein 176B (gene Tmem176b). Gene Ontology annotation, biological process: negative regulation of dendritic cell differentiation. Lineage: Eukaryota; Metazoa; Chordata; Mammalia; Rodentia; Muridae. The record is from RefSeq and is a predicted model, not a curated record. Gene Ontology annotation, cellular component: membrane.
AGAGCUGGAGAAGGUGGGCGAGGUAAGAGCUGGGGUUGGCACUGAUUGUUCCUGUGGAAUCCUUUGAUUGCACAGUGCUCUCUCUCCCAAUCCUGUCAGGGAUAGAGCUUUCUGAGCAGGUGCUGGCCUGUGCCACCUUGGGUGUAUGAGUGUCUCUGUGUCACCUGUAUCCCUGCUACAGCAGGCCUGAUCAUCUACUCCUGAUGGAACCCCCUCAAGUGGGGCCCUUUCCUGUCAGCUAACUGCUGGCAAACUGAGAGGCUCCAGGUCAGGCCCCCAUCCCUCCAACCCCUUCUUGCUCUCCUCUCUCUGGGGUCAGCUUUAAUUCAGCUCCUCCCAGACCUCUCAGUUCCAGCCCCACCCAUCGCAGAGGACAGCAGCAGGAAAGAUGACCCAGAGCACAGUGACUGUGAAUGGAGUCAAAGUGGCCUCCACACAUCCCCAGUCCACUCACAUCAGCAUCCACAUCCACCAAAAAUCUGCUUUGGAGCAGCUGCUGGGAGCUGUGGGCUCCCUGAGGAAGUUUCUCUCCUGGCCUCAGGCCAGAAUCCACUAUGGGCAGCUGUCUCUAGGGGUGACCCAGAUAUUGCUGGGGCUUGUGAGCUGUGCUCUUGGAGUAUGCCUCUACUUCGGGCCUUGGACUGAGCUGUGUGCCUUUGGCUGUGCUUUCUGGUCGGGGUCUGUGGCAAUUGUAGCUGGAGUUGGUACUAUUGUCCACGAGAAGAGGCAGGGGAAACUGUCCGGCCAGGUAUCAUGUCUCCUCCUCCUGGCCUGCAUUGCCACAGCUGCAGCUGCUACCGUUCUGGGUGUGAACAGCUUAAUCAGGCAAACCAGUGUUCUCUACUACGAUGAGAUCUUUUCCACAUGCAACUCCUUGCAAUCAAGCAUGGACCCUGGGUAUGGACCCUGGACAGUGCGAUACAGUGAUGACUCAGACUGGAAGACAGAGAGGUGCAGAGAGUACCUGAACAUGAUGAUGAACUUGUUCCUAGCGUUCUGCAUCAUGCUCACGGUGGUCUGUAUCCUGGAGAUUGUUGUGUCUGUGGCUUCCCUGGGACUAAGUCUCCGAAGAAUGUUUGGCCGGAACUCCCAGGCCCUGAAUGAAGAAGAGACAGAGAAGAAACUUCUCGGUGGGGAUCCAGCACCUGCGUCCCCGGCCAAAGAAAAGAUCCCUGCUAUCCUGUGAUCCGCCCAAACCCACAUGUGUCCCUGUCCAGAGUAAUCCAGGGACAACGCAACUGUUCCCAGGGCUUCUUCUGGCCCCGCAGCACACACCUACUUCUGAUGUACCCACUAUUCAGCCCUCUUUCUCUUCCUCUCUCCCCACUGACCUCACGCCAAUGUCCUUUCUUCCAUGAACAGAUAUUAUGUCAUUUUCUCCAAUGCCGAUAAAGCAGAAACAACCAGAAAAUAAUACCCUC